This is a messenger RNA of Cordyceps militaris CM01, 156 nucleotides long. Its product is annotated as ribosomal protein L39e, putative. Gene Ontology annotation, molecular function: structural constituent of ribosome. Lineage: Eukaryota; Fungi; Ascomycota; Sordariomycetes; Hypocreales; Cordycipitaceae. Gene Ontology annotation, biological process: translation. Bases 1 to 156 code for a protein of 51 amino acids. The transcript is spliced from 3 exons. Gene Ontology annotation, cellular component: cytosolic large ribosomal subunit; ribosome. The record is from RefSeq and is a predicted model, not a curated record.
AUGCCCAGUCUCAAGUCUUUCCGUACCAAGCAGAAGCUUGCCAAGUCGCAGAAGCAGAACCGUCCUGUGCCCCAAUGGAUCCGUCUUCGCACCAACAACUCCGUCCGCUACAACGCUAAGCGCAGACACUGGAGAAAGACCAAGCUCGGCAUCUAA